Octodon degus (degu) is the source of this 2829-nucleotide messenger RNA. RefSeq names its product cell division cycle 40 (gene Cdc40). Gene Ontology annotation, biological process: mRNA splicing, via spliceosome. The transcript is spliced from 15 exons. Gene Ontology annotation, molecular function: protein binding; mRNA binding. The record is from RefSeq and is a predicted model, not a curated record. NCBI's taxonomy places the organism in Eukaryota, Metazoa, Chordata, Mammalia, Rodentia, Octodontidae. The coding region runs from base 99 to 1577 and encodes 492 amino acids. Gene Ontology annotation, cellular component: catalytic step 2 spliceosome.
UACUUUCAAUCUGAUGUGCUGAAAAAGAAGACUUGGAGACUGGUGUUCACCUUGACCCUGCUGUCAAGGAAGUUCAGUAUAAUCCUACCUAUGAGACCAUGUUUGCUCCUGAGUUUGGACCAGAAAAUCCUUUUAGAACACAACAAAUGGCUGCUCCUAGAAAUAUGCUUUCUGGAUAUGCUGAGCCAGCUCAUAUCAAUGAUUUCAUGUUUGAACAGCAAAGGAGAACUUUUGUCACAUAUGGUUAUGCAUUGGAUCCUUCAUUAGAUAAUCAUCAGAUGUCUGCCAAAUAUAUUGGUUCUGUAGAAGAAGCUGAAAAAAAUCAAGGUUUAACUGUAUUUGAAACUGGUCAGAAGAAAACAGAAAAGAGAAAAAAAUUCAAAGAAAAUGAUGCAUCUAAUAUUGAUGGUUUCUUAGGACCAUGGGCAAAAUAUGUGGAUGAAAAAGAUGUAGCCAAACCUUCAGAGGAAGAACAAAAAGAAUUGGAUGAAAUCACAGCUAAGAGGCAGAAAAGAGGCAAACAAGAAGAUGAGAAACCUGGAGAGGAGAAAACUAUCUUACAUGUUAAAGAAAUGUAUGACUAUCAAGGCAGGUCCUAUCUUCACAUACCUCAGGAUGUUGGUGUUAAUCUACGGUCCACCGUACCACCUGAAAAAUGUUAUCUUCCAAAAAAACAAAUUCAUGUGUGGUCUGGACACACGAAGGGUGUCAGUGCAGUAAGAUUAUUUCCUCUCUCUGGCCAUUUAUUGCUGUCUUGUUCCAUGGACUGUAAAAUAAAGCUAUGGGAGGUUUAUGGAGACCGACGCUGUCUACGAACAUUUAUUGGUCACAGUAAAGCUGUUCGGGACAUCUGUUUCAAUACUGCAGGAACCCAGUUUCUCAGCGCUGCCUAUGACAGGUAUCUUAAACUCUGGGACACUGAGACAGGACAGUGCAUAUCAAGAUUCACAAAUCGAAAAGUACCCUAUUGUGUCAAAUUCAAUCCUGAUGAAGAUAAACAAAAUCUCUUUGUGGCUGGGAUGUCUGAUAAAAAGAUUGUGCAAUGGGACAUUCGAAGUGGAGAAAUCGUUCAGGAAUAUGAUCGACAUUUGGGAGCUGUCAACACCAUUGUUUUUGUUGAUGAGAAUAGAAGAUUUGUGAGUACAUCUGAUGAUAAGAGCCUAAGAGUUUGGGAAUGGGAUAUCCCUGUGGAUUUCAAGUAUAUAGCCGAACCUAGCAUGCACUCGAUGCCUGCAGUGACUUUGUCUCCUAAUGGUAAAUGGCUAGCAUGCCAAUCAAUGGAUAACCAAAUCUUAAUUUUUGGAGCGCAGAACAGAUUUAGACUAAAUAAGAAAAAAAUUUUUAAGGGACAUAUGGUAGCUGGGUAUGCUUGUCAAGUGGACUUUUCACCAGACAUGAGCUAUGUGAUUUCAGGAGAUGGAAAUGGAAAAUUAAACAUUUGGGAUUGGAAGACCACAAAACUCUACAGUCGAUUUAAAGCUCAUGAUAAAGUGUGUAUAGGUGCAGUGUGGCAUCCUCAUGAAACAUCUAAGGUCAUCACAUGUGGCUGGGAUGGUCUCAUUAAAUUGUGGGAUUAAUGAGAUUAGUCCCAAACUACCUAGGGUCAUUUUUGAUCCAGUGUCAUAUUUAACUGUAUUUAAUUAUUAAAUGUGUUGGAUGACAACCUGAUUUAUAGAUGUUUUCCUUACAUGGCCUUAUGAAGUUGACUGAUUGUUUUUAAAAAGCUCUGUAAAUUUGCCUCAUGUAAUGUCACUCGCAAUUUCAUUUUGCUCUUUAUGGAUGUUAUUUAUACAAUGAAUAACCAUUGACUUUCUAUUUGAUAAGUAGUUAUUGUUGGUGGGCAGUUUAGAUUUUAUUUCUGUGCAUUACCGAAAGGUUCUUUUUUGGUAUCAAGAAAGAAUCCCUACUAGAUUUGGGAUCCUCUGGGAAAUAAUGUAUCUAAUGACUCAGGAAGGUACCCUAUACUUACCUACCUGUUCAGUCAGGAGUACAGUAGAGAACAAAGAUGACGUAGUCUAAUACACACUUGAAAGAAGAAUAAAACCACCCACAGUUACUGUUCACAUUACAUUCAGGGGGUCCAGAUCGAAACUUCGGCCUUCAUAAGUUCCACUAUUUUUAUGAUAUGUUUUAUAUUUUUAUUUGCAAAUAACUUUUUACUGCAACAUUUCUCUAAUUAUUAAACAAUGUAAAAUAAAAACUAGAGUUCUUUCCUUGACUUCCUGAUCAUUAUAGACGCAACUUACAUAUUUAAGCAGAAAAUUCCAUUAUUUUUGAAGAUGGAAUUCAAGAGAAGGAGUUAAGCCUCUGUGUUUUGUUUAUGUUCACUGUCAGUAAGGACCUGGCCAUAGUUGAAGAAAUCAGGGUCUCCUGAGUCAUUGCUUCAGCACUGUUGUUCCUGAACUACUCCUCACUGAAGACAGGGUAUGAGGCAUAGUCCAAAAUGCCAAUUUAUAAUUUCUUUAAACUCAUAUUUUAUCUUUAAAAGUAUACUGGCUUUGAUUAUAAAAAUAUUCAACAGAAUUUUUAAGAUUAGGAAAAAAAGGGGGGUUUUCCCCAACUCUGAAAAAAAAUUGAUACUAUGAGAAAAUGGCUAGGGUUUCCCAUUUUUGAAAAGCAGUAAACUUGAUUUAAAAAAAUAGAUUAAAAGCAUCAUAUUAUAAAAUCAAGAUGGCUUCUUGCUUAUAGUAGCGAACAGCACUUUAGUUUGACAAGUCACUUUUCCUGUUUUAAGUCCUAUUAGGUGUUUGUGGUAUGAAAUAUUUCACUACCAUGCUAAGAAAAGACUGGUUGAGAGUUGUUGAGUGCUAACUAGGGAAGCAAAAUUAU